CACAGAUUCGACGCUGCGAUCCUCAAGAUGGCCAUCAUACCGCGAUGGCUGCGGAUUCCGCGCCCGAAGAGUUUCCUCUACAUCAUGAGCUUGCGUACCGGGGCUGAGAUGAUCUCGCUGAGCAUGAUAUUUAACAAAAUCACUGGGUUCUACGGACUGCUCGCCAUCCUCACCGGCUUCCACCUGUCGCCGUUACAACUCUGCAUGUACCUGUAUUCGCUGGGCGCACUCGUUCUCAUUGCCUUCCUUAUGCCACACAUCCGAAAACAAAGCCCGUUUCAAUGCCUCGCGCUGGCAUGGUUCUACCUCAUCGAUACUGUCGUCAACACGGCCUUCACCUCCGCAUUUGCGGUAACGUGGUUCCUUGCCGUCAGCGCGGACGAGUCACAUACCCAUAUUCCUAGCAGUGCUCCCGGCAGCGGCACAAUCGACGACACAGCCGGCUUCACGAACCCCAAGAACAAUCUCAGCAAGUCAGCGGGUGCUGCCCGUGAUGCUGUGGCAGCCGCAGCCGCAGCUGGAACGCCCAGUGUUGGACAUGGAGUAGGGAUUGAAGAGAGCAUACCCAGUCUGAUAGUGGUGGUGCUCCUGACCCUGAUCCGGGUCUACUUCAUCCUCGUCAUGAUGGCGUUUGCGAGACAGGUUCUACGACAACAUAUGUAUACGUCGCCGUCGUCCAAGUUACAGGUCCAUAUGGAUGGGAGCAGCGAUGCGCCGGCCGAUGACCCAUUUGCGAUUGGCAAAUCAGGAGGCCAAGGGUGGAAGGGGAAGCUGGGGAGAAUCAUGGUGAAGGUUGGACGGAGCUAUUGGCUUGGCGGCCAGGCUGAUGAUGACUGGGCUCGAGGCCUGCACGGAAGAUUUAGGAGUAGGAAACUGGUCUCUGGGCCUCCGGGCACGCUGGAGAGAGAACGGAGGGCCCGUAGCGGCACAGGGCCUCCCGUCCCGCCGCCAAACCUGGUGAAGGGGUGAGAGAGAUGCUAGUGGGGGGAUGAAGG
Amorphotheca resinae ATCC 22711 is the source of this 995-nucleotide messenger RNA. RefSeq lists its product as hypothetical. Gene Ontology annotation, molecular function: inositol phosphoceramide synthase regulator activity. Lineage: Eukaryota; Fungi; Ascomycota; Leotiomycetes; Helotiales; Amorphothecaceae. The record is from RefSeq and is a predicted model, not a curated record. Gene Ontology annotation, cellular component: inositol phosphoceramide synthase complex; Golgi membrane. Gene Ontology annotation, biological process: inositol phosphoceramide metabolic process. Bases 28 to 969 code for a protein of 313 amino acids. The transcript has 2 exons.